Actinia tenebrosa (Australian red waratah sea anemone) is the source of this 3781-nucleotide messenger RNA. Its product is annotated as tetratricopeptide repeat protein 7B. Gene Ontology annotation, biological process: protein localization to plasma membrane; phosphatidylinositol phosphate biosynthetic process. NCBI's taxonomy places the organism in Eukaryota, Metazoa, Cnidaria, Anthozoa, Actiniaria, Actiniidae. The record is from RefSeq and is a predicted model, not a curated record. Gene Ontology annotation, cellular component: plasma membrane. Gene Ontology annotation, molecular function: protein binding.
UCCUUGAAUUUUUUAUGAAUUUUUGCCUCAAACCUAUUUUCUAUAAAACAUAAUAUCUAGAUCCUACUAUUUUUCACUCCUUUCUCAUCUUGAGGUGAUUUUGUUUGAGACUUAUUGGGCAUGUCGCGAAGGAGUACAAAGACUGCUUUGGAAAAUGAGAUUGAACGAGGUCGUGUGGAAGGAAGAUGGGAAGGUGUCCAGAAACUGGUUGAACAAGUUUCGAGUCGAACAACAAAUGAAUCAAACAUUGAAUCCUUCAAAACACUUCUCCUCUGUGAAGCUGAACUGGAGAUCUAUAUAAGAGAUAAUCAAUUAUUAGGAUCUACUAGUCAUGAUCUUGCCAGAAAAUCACUACAACCAAUUGCUGACAAACUGGUGAACGUCUCUGAAGCAACAAAGAAAAAAAAUGAUGAGAAGAAUCAAGAAGCAAACCUUUUGCUUUGCAAAGCACACUUCAUGAUGGGGAAUUACCAGAUGAGUAUCAAGUAUAUGAAUGAAGCCAGUGCUGAAGAUCUGACAGUCGAUAUUCAUGCAAGAAGAAGAUCUAAACUGAUUGCAGAAGGGUUUUCAUUAAAAGCCAUGGCCCUUGAAGAGCUUCAAGCCAUUGCAGAUAAUGACACCAAUCCAGAAGAUCAGGAGAUCAUGUCCUGCUAUGAAUGUGCUGGUGACAUUGCAUUGUGGUUGAUGUCUGGACAAAGAGCGUCUAUCCUCCCACAUAUCGCUGGUGAAAUGAGCAUGCCAUUAGAAGUUGCCAUCCAGAGGGUUCCAAUACUCUUGAUUAAGUCAGGGAGGCUGUCUGCAGGUGUUAAUAGAUUCAGAAACAUGCUCAAGGCAUUAGAAUCAAAGGCUACUCAUGAUUUGAGGAAGGUUUUAGCCAGGCAGUUAGCAGAAGUUCUUUUGCGCGGCAUCUGUGAAGAUGUGUAUGACAAGCCUGUCUAUCAAAACACUAACAUCCCAGGCUCAACGGCAUCCUUGUCAAAGGGAAGUACCAGGAAUGAACAACAAAGAACUACAGUCAGUGCUCAUAAUGUCAGAAGAGCUAGCUUUUCCUUGAAACCUCUUGUGUAUUCUGGAGACAGUUUAUUUGUUCCUCGAGAUGAAAUGGAGGAGGUCUUACUGCUGUUAUUACUUGAGGAUGCCAUGGUGCUAAGAGAUGCUGUACUUAGUCAAGCACCUGAAAAGGCAGAAGAUCGUAAGCGCACUGUUGAAGAAGCAAACAUUGUUUAUGAUUUGUUGGUCAUAGCACUAACAAGGAGAGGACAGUAUGGAAUGCUAGUUGAGUGCUUAGACAAGGGAAUGAAGUUAGCAUUUGAAGAGUUCCAUCUUUGGUUCCAGUUUGGACUCUCACUCAUCAGUGCUGGAAAGUAUGAGAGAGCUCUUCUUGUUUUGCGGCAAUGUGCAAGUUUAAACCCUGAAGAUGCACUGGUACAUCUGUAUGCCGCAAAACUAUGCUUCAAUCACCUACAUCAAUUUGAGGAAGGAGUUGAAUUUGCAAAGAAGGUGGUUGCUAUGGGAGCUGGUAAGCAGUGGUCUGCCAAAGGAUACCAAGCAUUGGGCAUAGGUUACAGCUUACUGGCAGGAGAAGCUUCACUAAGUGCAGAGAGACAAAAACUUCAAAAGCUGGCUAUUGAUGCACUAGAACAAGCUCUUGAUCAUGAUCCAAAUGACCCAGAUAUUCUCUUCAACAUGGCUUUAACUGAGGCUCAUGCAAGACAAAUUUCUCGAGCUAUCAAGAACUUAAGACGAGCAAUAAAAUUAGAUGGUGAUAACAUCAACUACCUCCACCUUAUGGCGCUUCUAUUAUCUGCACAGAAUAAGUAUGGUGAAGCAUUAGAAGUGUGUGAAGCUGCACUCUUGGAAUUCCCAGAUGACUUUAAUUUGCUGUUAACAAAAGUAAAGUUAGAAGCAGUCUGUAUGGGAGGUGAUCAAGCUCUUAUUACAUGCAAACAGCUCUUGGAGACAUGGAAACAAAUGUUUGACUUAGAAGUGCUUACUUGUUCUACAAAUCUAACAAGAGCUGGGUCUGGUUUGCUUGAUAAAGUAGUUGCUGACUCCAGAAGCCUGAAGCAGUUUCCUUUGGCAGAGAUCAGUAGUGAACGAGGAGAUGAUACUGCUUCCAUUGCUGCAUCAGUACGUCUGGAGCGCACACUGUCAGAUGAAGCAACAUCUACUGCAACAGGAGCAAAGCUAAGCAUACCAGCUGUACUGGCCCUUCAGGCCAAACUGUGGUUAGCUAUUGCUGAUGUAUUCAUAGGAAUGCACAAAGAUAUCGAGGCUAGUGCUUGUGUGCAAGAAGCAAACCUCAUCUUCCCUCUUUCUGCUGAUGUCCUGUAUCAGCGAGGCCGCAUCUAUGAGAUCCGAGGAAGUCCAAACCAGGCGAAAGCCUGUUACAACAAUGCAAUAGCAAUCAACCCAAGUCACAUUCCAAGCAUGCAAAGAAUGGGAGAAGUAURUGAAAAACUAAACAACCUUGUGAUGGCAGAAAAGGUGCUGCGAGAAGCUAUCAACAUAGAUCCAACAGCUCAUGUUGCAUGGCAUUAUCUUGGUGUUGUACUUGAACGGCAAGGUGAACAUGAAGCAGCCAGUGAAUGUCUCUUCACUGCAGUGGAUCUAGAGGCAACGUCCCCUAUUUGUAGUUUUUCAAUCAUUCCUAGACUGCUAUGAAUCAAUAGCUUUGCCUUGGAAUUAACUUACUAGAAUAAAUUUUUGAAAUUAAUGUCAGACCCUCCCCACCCCUUGGAAAUAUUCCAUCCCCCUUCCAUCGGAGAAGUAUCGAUAUUUUCUGGAACAACACAAUAAUAUUCUCCAGAUUCUCUGACCUUUCCCACGUACCCCUUGGAAAAUCCCAAUUCCUCUCAAUGGUGGAGGUAUUGACUGUAACUACACAAUCUACCCUCGGCUCCAUAGACUCUCCUCACCCCUUGGAAAUUCCAAUCCACACCUGAAACGUACAAUGCUCUGCUUUUGUCAGCAUUGCAUUACAAGUUGCAAAAAUUGCCUCACAUAUAUAACAGAGGAUUUAGGUUGCCAUUCAAUGUUUAUCUCCCCACAAACAAAACACUGACGAAAAAGGUUGAAUGAUGACUUUAAGAAAAUCUGUGUGUAGGAAGCUAGGUCUAUGUAUUAGUGUCUACACUAGAAGUCUAUUUGGAAAAUAACCUACUCUAUGGCUUAAAUGAAAAAACUUUAUCUCUAUACUGUUCAAUUUUUACUCACUAAAGACAAUGAAGCUGCACAUAUUGUUGUUUUAGUAAUACAUAGUAUACAGUUUUUAUCAAUCAAUAUUUAUUAGCAUAUAGAAUUAAUAAAUUAUAAAAUAAAAUAAAUACAGAAAUAAUUUCAUAUAAUUCUUUCAGAUUCUUCCACAAUUAUACUACAUACCUAGAUUUACCUGUUUAUAAAUACUAGUAAGCUAUUCCAAGGGUUUGAGGGACAUAUACUAUGUCUACAAAGCACUUAAUACGUGAAAMAUCCAUGAAAUACUAUACAAUGUAAGUGACAAGUUUGGAGAUCCAUGGUGUAUCAAAAAAAACGUAGCUAUAAUUCGUCCCAUACCAAUGAACAAAUGUCAAACCAAAAAUUUACAGAUUAUGAUUGGAAGAAAGAGUGGAUUACCAACAAAUAUACAACUGUCCUACAUGUACAUUCAGAUUGAUUGUAUUUUUUAAUGGUAUGGGAUAAAUGUCGCUAUGAUUUAUUAGAGCUCUAUGUUACUUUCUAAAGAGUUAACUUUAUGUAAAAAGUGUAAUUUAUGAAUAAAAUUUGAAGAUAUAAAAAAUGU